GGCGAUUCCGAGAAAUACAGGAUUGUUUGAAUGGUUUGAGGCCUUGUAGCAUCCUGCGUGCGCAAUGGCCGCAAACUCACCGACUCUCGCGAUCCUGAGCCCUAUAGUUUGGUAACUUCAUAGUAGUUGUUGCCUGAAACUUAUUAUCAUGGCAAACAUUUCAACUGAAGAUUUACUAAAAAGUGCACUUCCUGUAGAAGUGCCGCUGCCGGCGGCUGUCGAAGCGUUGCCUGUACCUGUAACUGUAGCCGUGGAGUACUCUGCGGGCAUUGAUGAGAAGUUUUCUUAUGGGGACUAUCAUUUUAGCACAGUGUUGACAAUUGGAAUUGUUAAAACCAAUUUGACGUAUUUACACACACUGUUCAAGGAUCCUGCUGAAAUUCUAUGGGGAUCUGAUGGAGCCCAAAUCAUUGUUGAAUUUACAGGUGUGUUCACUACCAUCGAGAGAGCAUCUGCUCACUUGAAAGGAGGCGCUAAAAAGGUAGUCAUCUCAGCACCAUCUGCAGAUGCAUCGAUGUUUGUAAUGGGUGUGAACCACGAAAAGUACGAUGCUGCUAAAAAGCACAUUAUCAGGUUAUCAAUGACAACUUCACAAUCAUCGAAGGACUUAUGACUACCGUCCACGCCACAACGGCGACGCAGAAAACAGUUGAUGGCCCAUCAGG
Cylicocyclus nassatus is the source of this 665-nucleotide messenger RNA. The record is from the annotation of a GenBank genome assembly. NCBI's taxonomy places the organism in Eukaryota, Metazoa, Nematoda, Chromadorea, Rhabditida, Strongylidae.